Messenger RNA from Pyricularia oryzae 70-15, 1082 nucleotides. RefSeq lists its product as uncharacterized. The record is from RefSeq and is a predicted model, not a curated record. Bases 282 to 896 code for a protein of 204 amino acids. NCBI's taxonomy places the organism in Eukaryota, Fungi, Ascomycota, Sordariomycetes, Magnaporthales, Pyriculariaceae. The transcript has a single exon.
CCGUCCCCAGCUUGCUCCCGCGGGGUUCUACACGCAAGCUGAGUUCGGGGUUUAUCUCCGCGCCCGUCCUCUCGAGCUCCAAGCCAAUUGUCUUCCGCCUCUCUGCCCUUGCUCAGAAAGCUGUAUAUAUGACCCGACCUUGACAGCGAAAGUAAUCAACCUGUCGGGCUCAUCAUCUCAGAAAUCUCAUCACCACAAAUCCAUAAACUAGCAACUCACUGUCCUUCCUCCUCUGGUCAACGACCUCCCUUUACGAAUUAUAAAAAAAAGAUUAUCCACACAUGUCAGGCUUCACGGGCCUUCGUUCAGUCACGCUCAUCACCGCUGCGUGCCUCACUCUUGUGCUUCUGCGACAAGGCGCUUUCUCUCCGUCACCACUUGCAGACAGCGACAUCUCGCCAUCCGUCAACAUGGCCUCAGACCCGGUUCCAAAACUUGACCUCAGCCUCCGUCAGAUUGGCACCGAUCCGCCCACGCUAGCCGUCAAGGUAGUCAACAACAACGAGGGACCCGUCACCAUCCUGACCUGGGACUCGCCGCUCGAUCACGCGGCUCUCCCGCUCGGCCUGAUUGAAAUCACACCUGAGGGCGCCUCGGCACCGCUUGAACUGCAGACGGUGCAGCUCCGCCGCAUCACGCCACCAGGGCCCGAUUCACUCGUCGAGAUCGCCGCCGGGGAGUCUGCUGAGAGUGAAGUGCUCUUGAAACAACCUACCGUGAGCGAGGAUGAUAUUUUUGCUGGCAAAGACACGGCCACUGUAGUCAUGAAGGGAACUUGGAUGGCUGUGUGGGGCAGCGCUAGGAAGGACAUAAGCGAUGAUGAAAUAGACAGGAAGGAGAAGAGCUUUGGGGGAAGCUUCCAAUCUAAUGAUCUGAAAAUUCAGAGGGAGAUGUAAUACCCGGGAUAGUUGCUGUAUAAAUAUCGCCGCAGCUAUUGUUAUUUUAACUGAACUAAAUAAAUUCCCUGGCUAAUAAACUGGGACACUGUCACGACCGGGGACUGGGUACAGGCUAAGCACACGUUAACCAACAAAAUAUAGAGCAAUAAUACAGCGUAUAAUAAUCUACAAUAGCAUUUGGAC